UGACAGCCGUACAACAGCGUAAGUGUUCCAUUAAUGGGAGAAACCAGAAACAGUCCAAUUUCCCAAUUUCCUUGACAAAUCGCAAAUGGGAUUUUUUGGGAAACCAUAGUGCUUAAUUACAGGCAGCGCUUUAAAGCGGGGUUCUCAUUUCUUUCUUUUUCUUCUUUGCUUGGCUAUCAUGAUGCUAAUGAACGAUUGCCUCCUCGUUUCAACUGAAGUCUCGCCUACUCCUGUGCUAUUGUCAUCGCCCUUUGCCACCGCCAGCAGCUUCUUGGCCCAAAACCAAACCCUUCAAUUGCUACCUGUCAGCGAGUCACAAACCAUCCAUUCAGGACGACGACGAAGCAACGCUUCCUCAUCGUCUGAACCUGCCGAACGCAAAAAACCCUUCAAACGCACUUCACCGUACGCUCGGUCCUCCAAAGAAGAACGACGUGAAGUCCGAGAAUUAUCACCUCGCGGCAGGAACAAGAAAGCUCCCCAUGAACUAUUAACCGAAGCUGAAAAGAAAGCCAACCACAUUGCUUCAGAGCAGAAGCGCCGGCAAAACAUUCGAGUGGGGUUUGAUCAAUUAGUGGACAUUGUACCGACUUUAAGUCAGAACCAUCGAAGUGAAGCCAUGAUCCUUCAGAAAUCGGUAGAAUAUAUUCGGCAGCUGGUCAAUAUCAAGAAUGACCUGAAAACAAGAGCGAGGGAUUUGCACUCUGCUUUAGGAGAACCACCCGUGGAUGAGGAUGACUCCUCUGAAGGAGAAAUGGAUUAUAAUUUUUAACGACAUCACGCCCAAGCAAAAAUGUAUAGAUGAUUUGCAGGAAAGCCAACAAUGUGAAAGCUGGGCUCCCCCUUCUUGGCUCUUUUUUUUUUUUCUGGGUAGACAAGGCUGUCGUUUUCUAAUACGAAAUGCUACUUUUUGGGUUACAGCUGAACUUGACGUCAACCGACC
Umbelopsis ramanniana AG is the source of this 943-nucleotide messenger RNA. RefSeq lists its product as uncharacterized. The record is from RefSeq and is a predicted model, not a curated record. Gene Ontology annotation, molecular function: DNA-binding transcription factor activity, RNA polymerase II-specific; protein dimerization activity; RNA polymerase II cis-regulatory region sequence-specific DNA binding. Gene Ontology annotation, biological process: regulation of transcription by RNA polymerase II. Lineage: Eukaryota; Fungi; Mucoromycota; Umbelopsidomycetes; Umbelopsidales; Umbelopsidaceae. The transcript is spliced from 3 exons. The coding region runs from base 179 to 772 and encodes 197 amino acids.